Molecule: messenger RNA, 2113 nt
Organism: Nicotiana attenuata
Lineage: Eukaryota; Viridiplantae; Streptophyta; Magnoliopsida; Solanales; Solanaceae
Product: riboflavin biosynthesis protein PYRR, chloroplastic
Exons: 9
Coding region: 91-1917 (608 amino acids)
Biological process (GO): riboflavin biosynthetic process
Molecular function (GO): diaminohydroxyphosphoribosylaminopyrimidine deaminase activity; NADP binding; 5-amino-6-(5-phosphoribosylamino)uracil reductase activity
Source: RefSeq, a predicted model, not a curated record
AACUGCUAACUCCAGUUAUCUAACCUCAGGUUACUCCAUCCUCAAUAAGCAAUAUUGACAUAUCCUUUUCUGCAAGUUAUCGACAAUACUAUGGCUCAUUUGCUCGGAGGAUUAGCUACUCCUCUUCUCUGCAAACCCAUUAAUGCUUCUUCCUUCAACAACAAUUACACUUCCGCUUCCGCUUCCUCUCUCCACGCGCUUGAUUCUCUGUACAUCAAACGCGCUGCCGAGCUAGCUGACAAAUCGGCCGGAUUCACCGCUCCUCAUCCUAACUUCGGCUGCGUAAUCGCCCAUCCCAAUAAUGGUGGAGGUACGGUGGUCGGAGAAGGUUACUUGUACGCCGAAGGGACAAUUCCGGCGGAGGUGCAGGCUGUGGAAGCCGCCGGCGAGCGGUGUCGAGGUGCCACUGCUUAUCUCAAUAUGGAACCUGGAGACUGUCACAGCAAUAGCAGUGCUGUCUCUGCCCUGAUCAAGGCAGGAAUUAGUAGAGUUGUUAUUGGAAUACGGAAUCCGUUGCAACACCUUCGCGGCAAUGCCAUUCACGCGUUGAGAAGUGAAGGCCUUCAAGUUGAUGUGCUUGGGGAAGAUACACAGAAUAAGAUUAUUGAGGAGGCUGUGAAAUCCUGCCUUUUUGUCAAUGCUCCUUUGCUAUAUAGAGCUGCGUGUCAAGUUCCGUUCUCUGUUCUCAAGUAUGCAAUGACACUUGAUGGGAAAAUUUCUACUAGUAGUGGUCAUGCAUCUUGGAUCAGUAGCAAAAAGUCAAGAACUCGUGUUUUUGAAAUGAGGGGUAGAAGUGAUGCUGUUAUUGUUGGAGGAAAUACUGUGCGCAAAGACAAUCCACGUUUGACGGUUAGACAUGGUGGUAGCCAUCUUCCCCGGCGUAUUGUAUUAUCUCAAACUCUUGAUCUUCCAGAAGAUGCACAUAUUUGGAAUGUUUCUGAGGUCCCCACUAUAGUUGCUACACAAAGAGGUGCAAGGAGGAGUUUCCAGAGAUUGCUUGCAUCCAAAGGCGUUGAAGUGGUUGAAUUUGAUAUUUUAGAUCCUAGAGAUGUUAUGGGGUAUUUAUAUGAUCGUGGUUACCUCUCAAUUCUGUGGGAGUGUGGAGGGACACUGGCUGCAUCUGCUAUUUCUUCUGGGGUCAUACACAAGGUACAUGCAUUUGUUGCUCCCAAAAUUAUAGGUGGGAAGAAUGCACCGUCUCCAGUUGGUGAACUUGGAAUGGUAGAGAUGACCCAGGCUCUGGAACUAAUUGAUGUUUGCUAUGAGCAGAUUGGACCCGACAUACUUGUUAGUGGGUUUCUUCAGCCAGUUCCUGAUCUGACACCUACUAUUCCAUCGGUAGAAGAAACUUCGGCCAUUGAUCCUACCAUUUCUCCUUAUGAAUCAAGCAUCAUAUUCUUUUACAAGACAUGGGAUCCAUAUGGUGGCUUCUCAAACUUCUCUCUCCAUCCAUUUCAAAUGCCUAAUGAAAAUGGAGAACUUGUCACCUGGUCCAGUGUAGAGCAUUAUUACCAGGCACAAAAGUUUGUUGGGGCAUCUGAUCCGGUAGCUAAAAGCUGCAUGGAAGAAAUACAAUGUGCAAAGAGCCCUGAGGAAGCAGCACGAAUAGGAAGGAGAAUACAGAGGCAGCAACCUAAUCUGGUAAGACCAGACUGGGAAUCUGUCAAGAUUGAUGCCAUGUAUAAGGCCUUAAAAUGCAAGUUCACGACAUACCCCUAUUUAAACUCUUUGUUGCUCUCAACUGCGGGCUCUGUUCUUGUGGAGGGUUCACCACAUGAUCUCUUCUGGGGAGGAGGUCGAGAUGGAGAAGGCCUAAACUAUCUUGGAAGGUUGCUGAUGAAGUUGAGAUCAGAGUUCCUAGGUGACUCUUCAACAAGUCAAAAUUCUUUGUUUCAUCAAACAUCAGAAAAUAAAUAGUUGUGAAAUUUCCAUCCUAACAAUGUUAGGCUAAUGUUGAGAAAACUGAUCCUUCUGAUCAUCACUUAUUUAUGUACUUCUUAUGUAUCCUUAUUGUUCCAUUGUUGCACAUAGAGAAAGCUCCUACUGUUGGUCCUAUUCGUGUGUAAUAAAUCCUAUUUUGGUUCUCGUGGAAUAUUAGCUAAUUUUUACUGAA